CACCAUUUAUAUUCUUGGAACCAAACCCUGUCCUAUAUAUAUAGACAGACUCAUUAUUGGUUAAACCAUCAAACACCAAACCAAAAACCUUUCUCUAACACGAACAGAAAUGGCUAAUAGGUAUAAUGUUAGAUCUAUUAGCUUCCCUUCAAGAUCUCAUCCCACAACUCUUAAAAUAGAAGAGCAGAUAAAGAAACUUAAAACCUUGGUGAUAUCUUCAGAGUCGAUCUGCCAUGGCAUGUUAGGGUUAGAAGAUUUGUAUAAUGGUGUUAAUGAGCUGCUUAACUUGUCAUCAACCCAACAAGUUCUUUCUCACCAUCAAAAUGGGAAGUUUCUUGACAGGUUAUUGGAUGGAUCUGUCAGGUUAUUAGACAUUUGUGGGAUUACAAGGGAUGUUCUACUGCAAUUUAAGGAGCAAGUUCAGUCUCUUCAAUCUGCUUUUCGCAGGAGAAAAGGCGAUUCGAGCUUGGAAAGCAACAUAGAUAACUAUGCUUGCUUUAGGAAGAAGAUGAAGAAGGAUGCCAAAAAGUUUAUUGCAGUAUUAAAGCAAAUGGAUACUAAACUUGAGGCAUCUCUGCUUGAAGAUCAAGAUUACCACUUGAUCCAAUUGUUUAAAGAAGUUAGUUUAGUUACUAGCUUUACCUUCCAAUCUUUCUUGUCAUUCUUGUCAACAUCAAGGCCAAAGAAAACUAGGUGGUCUGUGAUUUCAAAGCUAAUGAACAAGGGAGCAAUAGAAUGUGAAGAAAAGCAAGAAAUUGUGAAUCAAUUGGAAAGUGUUGAUUCUUUAUUAAAAGAAAGGCUUAAUGCUGAGAAGAUGAAAAUUGCACAGAAAGGGUUAGAGGCUCUGGAGAUGAGCAUUGGAGACCUUGAGAAUUGCUUGGAGAAUAUGUUCAGGCUCUUGAUUAAAACAAGAGCUUCCAUUUUGAACAUAAUCUCCCAAUAAAGCCUUGUCAUUACUGGUUUCUAUAUCAAAUCCUUCAAUGGCAUCCAAAUUUUACAGGAUUCCAAGGAUUUUCAUUUUUCAAUCACAAAUCUCUAUAUGUACAUGAAAAUCAAAUCUCAUAACUGUACAAUGAAAUAUAUAUACAAAGUUUGUUACUAUUUUGAGAUGA
This is a messenger RNA of Jatropha curcas, 1112 nucleotides long. RefSeq lists its product as uncharacterized. NCBI's taxonomy places the organism in Eukaryota, Viridiplantae, Streptophyta, Magnoliopsida, Malpighiales, Euphorbiaceae. The record is from RefSeq and is a predicted model, not a curated record. Gene Ontology annotation, biological process: shoot system development; root development.